Molecule: messenger RNA, 2021 nt
Organism: Erinaceus europaeus (western European hedgehog)
Lineage: Eukaryota; Metazoa; Chordata; Mammalia; Eulipotyphla; Erinaceidae
Gene: RAB39A
Product: RAB39A, member RAS oncogene family
Exons: 2
Coding region: 292-945 (217 amino acids)
Biological process (GO): Rab protein signal transduction
Cellular component (GO): Golgi membrane
Molecular function (GO): GTP binding; GTPase activity
Source: RefSeq, a predicted model, not a curated record
GUUGCCGCCACGUCCUUUUACCCCACCCACCGACACGACGGCGCCGCCCACGGAACUUCGCGGGAGAUUUGCCGCGCCCGUGGGCGGGGCUGGGACACAGCCUGGCUCCACCCCCAGAUCGGACACCGCCCCCGAUAGACCACGCCCCCUCAGAGAGGGCGGGGUCCGGCGCGGCCGCAGCCUUCGGAAUCUGCUGGAAGGCGGCGGGCGGGCGCCGGGGAGGUGCUGAAGGGACAGCUCCGGCCGCCCAACUUCGAGGCGCAGGAGGGCGGGCGGGGCGCCCCGGGAGGGAUGGAGACCAUCUGGAUCUAUCAGUUCCGCCUCAUCGUGAUCGGGGACUCCACCGUGGGCAAGUCGUGCCUGCUGCACCGCUUCACCCAGGGCCGCUUCCCGGGGCUGCGCUCGCCCGCCUGCGACCCCACGGUCGGCGUAGACUUCUUCUCGCGCCUGCUGGAGAUCGAGCCCGGCAAGCGCAUCAAGCUGCAGCUCUGGGACACUGCGGGGCAGGAGCGCUUCAGAUCAAUAACUCGAUCUUAUUACCGCAACUCAGUUGGUGGGUUCUUAGUAUUUGAUAUUACUAACCGGCGAUCGUUUGAACAUGUGAAAGAUUGGCUAGAAGAAGCAAAAAUGCACGUACAGCCGUUUCGGAUUAUCUUUUUGCUUGUGGGACAUAAAUGUGACUUAGCUUCACGACGGCAGGUCACAAGAGAAGAAGCUGAAAAACUGUCAGCAGACUGUGGCAUGAAGUACAUAGAAACAUCAGCAAAAGAUGCUACUAAUGUUGAGGAGUCCUUCACAAUCCUGACAAGAGAAAUAUAUGAACUUAUUAAAAGGGGAGAAAUUUGUAUUCAGGAUGGCUGGGAAGGGGUUAAAAGUGGUUUUGUUCCAAACACUGUGCAUUCUUCUGAGGAAGCAGUAAAGCCCAGGAAAGAGUGCUUCUGCUGACUUCCAACAUGCCAAAGAGCCCACAGGAGCAGGACAGACCCUACCAUUCAAGCAGCAAUGCAAUGGAAGCACUAAAAAGGUGCAGACCCCUGCUAACAUUACUUGGUUACAUAUUGAUUCAGGACACUGUGCUUACUUCUUACAUGCCAGAUUGGAAAAUUUGCUAAAUUAAUCAGGCAGCUUUUCCUAGAAACAGGAGUGCCUGCAUAAUUUCCUCAUUCUCACUGUUAGCAUAGAAUUGACCUUAACGUCCCAAUCUGUCAGUAGCACUCAUUUUUCUUGAUGGUUUGAAAUGAAUAUUUUGUGCAUAUAUAAUCAGACUGAAAUAUGUUGUUAGGAGUUACACUAUCUUGAGUUAGUUUAUUAGUACUUCAUAGUAAAGUGUUUUGUUUUUUUUUAAUUAAUUCUAUUUUGUUGGGUGUCCACCUCACUGGACUGCCUUUUGGAGACAGAGAGAUAAAAGUCAGAGAGGGAAAGACACAACACUAAAGCUCCUUCCAAUGUGGUUAGAAAAGUGGCUUUAAAAGAAUGAUGUUCACACACAAAGUAAACACUGUCAGAGGUUUCAGUUAAGAAUAAAACAGUAGUUCUUCGCUUACUUGCUAUUUCUAACUUUAUUCAGAAGUAUCUAUCCUCCUUUAGUUCUGCCUAAGUAUAGUUUUAUAUUAAUUUUGUUCUCUGCUUUAUUGCUCCUAAGUUUUUGCUUAUAGACAGACCUAAGGAUCCAAGAAAAAUACUUUAUUGCAAAUAUUUAUAAAAAUAAAAGUGAAGGACCAUUAUCAGCAAAUGGUAUUUUAUAGUAUGACUCCUUUAGACAUGAAAAACAAAUUUAUUUAUAUGCUGACAUUUUCAAAAAGAAUAAAUGCAAUUUGCCUUAAGUUAUUAUAAAAACUGUCAAUAGAGGGACAUACAGAACAUUUUUAGGUGGUCCAGGAGGUGGUGCAGUGAUAAAAGCUCUGGAUUCUUAAGCAUGAGGUCCUGAGUUCGAUCCCCAGCAGCACAUGUGCAAGAGUGAUGUCUGGUUCUUUAUCUCUUCUCCUAUCUUUCUCAUAAGUAAAUAAAAUCUUAAAAAAAAA